Molecule: messenger RNA, 3990 nt
Organism: Physcomitrium patens
Lineage: Eukaryota; Viridiplantae; Streptophyta; Bryopsida; Funariales; Funariaceae
Source: RefSeq, a predicted model, not a curated record
ACAUAUAUAUAUAUAUAUAUAUAUGUGUGUGUGUGUGUGUGUGUAUACAAAUAAAUAAAUAAAAGAAGGAAAUAUAUGAAUUGAGUAUCAGAGUAGAGUCUGACGUAGAUUGAAGGGAGACUACUUACUUGGAGUGCUGUGGUAUUGAUCGAUAGAAAAGUGCAGAUGUGAUUCCAAGAAGCUGAGAUGAUUGAAGGUCUACAUUGAUUCUGGCAACAUGGCUUUUCAUCACUGCGUCACUGAAUGCACUGCCACUGGCCACCUCCUCUCCUACGGUCACUUCCAAAGACAGCACAGGAACCAGUUCACUCUGCUAUACAAGCACGGCGAGGUUGUAAGAAUUCUAGAAGGGAAAUCCUUCGAAGUUGUCAGAUCAAUUAGCUGAACACGAGACUAAGGUUGCAGAUACGAUGUCUAUAGUCAAAAAUAAAUAAAUAAAAAAGAAAGAAAGAAAGAAAGAUUGAAAGGAAACGAUUUAGAAAGUAUGAGCAGUAGGAUGGCAAUCCAACAGCAUAUCCACCUGGCUGCAAAUUCAAUUGAAAUUUGUUGAAAACAGGAAGUCUUUCUAGCUGACAACCCUUGCCUUGCAAAUGCUUUCGAUUUAUCUCUUUUGCUUUGUUCUCCAUAUCUCUUCCCAAUGUAGCAUUGGAAGCCUCGUGAUGUAAUCACAUAGCAGAGGUCUUGAUUCGCUCUAUUUGUAAUUGCACAAGUCCCGUAGCGAAAAGCAUCACUCUGGGGCAGAGUGGCCAGAUCAUAAUCCCACUAGCCAAUGGGAUUACGCUUAAUAUUCACUCUGGUCACUCUGAGUCCGAGAGAUACCAACUUCUUAACCGCCAGUUCAUUCACUUCCACUGCUCGCAGAUGCUGGCUCCAAGAAGUGUCCAAGCCGCAAGUCGAAAGCAUGGAUUCAUCUACUGAGAAACAGCGAAUUCUGCUGUCACUGGGACGUCUUCGAGUGUGCGCUUAAAUAAGAGCUGUUAAGGGAUAUCUAAACGACCUGUUAUAUACCGCAUUUAACAAGAUUAAUUUAGAAGCAAGAGGGUGGUUUACGCACCCAGUGUAGCUGGUCGACCAUAUCCAGGAACACAAAUCCCCAAACCUUACGGUUGAUUUUGAUAUGUUCCACAUCUCUUGAGUGGUGUAUUACAAUCCCACAUGUGGUCGGAAUACUUGAUGAGAACAUUAAUAUUGACUCAUAAAUUUCACUCCACUUUAAAUAAUGUCCAUCCAUACUAGCAACAUUCUUAACUCUCAAAGCGUCAGUCUCCAGGAGGAGCAUUAACCUCAGGAAGAACGAAAAUGAGAGAAAAUCGGCGGGUGGAUUCAAAUUACAGUUCUAUUGGAAGCAGUCAUUUUCCAGAAUUUCGAGAACAAACAAGUUCAACUAGCUUGUAGAGGAAAAGUGUGCAAUGUACUAAGACGAGUGGUGACUCCCAUUUAGAUUCAAGAGGAAAAUAGUGGAGGAGAAUAACAAUUGAACGAGAUGGUGACGGAAUGCGAUCAGAACAUACUCGAAACCGAGCACUGCAACAAGACAUGCUCUAAAAAUUUAAUCGAGGAAUUUGACAUACAGGAGCAAGAGCAUUUGAGAACAAGAAACUAGCUGUUAGCGAGCAUUGUACCUUGGACAACGGAUAAAGAGCUACGGAGGGAUCGCGACUGAAGUCAAUUCAGGCAUGCAGAGGUGCAGCUAUAAUCGCAUUUAUAGUACGUAUUGAUGAAUUAAAUAAAUCUAUACGCUCACAGCCACGCUAACAUGAAGAGGAGCGGAGCUGGAACGCUACGUAACUAGUGAUUACCGAAACGACUAACAGUGCCAUGCAUUUGCUGACUCGAUAGCAACCCGACUUUCCUAUCUGUCAAGGCUCGUGUCAAGAAGAUGAAGCGAUGGGGGACGCAAACCCUAAUUUCUACACCAGGGACUAACUUGUCAAACGAAUGCGUAGCGGUUUUGUGGUGCAAUUCGCGGUGGCUCAGCUCUGGUUCAUUUGCAGAGGAUGUAAGGUCGCCAAGAACUGCCCCAAAUAUUGAUUCCUUCUGGUCUCUACGACCUGCUCACUCCGGGUUUAGUUAAAUCGCCUUCUCUCCAUCUCUUCUCGGCCGUUGCAUCUGUAGAUCGUUCUCCUCCUAAAGUCACGGUCCUUUUACACUAUGAGGCCCUUCCGGUGAUACUACAUGCUUGAGGCAUCUUGAUCGGAACGUCUGAGCAGUGAAAUUUUUCGAAUGGCUUCUGUACAGACAGGUUUUUAGUUUGUAGGUCUUCGUCGAUCUGUGAUUCCUUAUUGAAACCUUCGCUGACAUUUUAUUAUAUUUGAAAGUUUAAUUUAUUGCCUAUUCAAAUCCUCAGUGUCUCCCUGAUGGUAACGCGAAAAAGGAGACAUGUUGGAUGGACUUACAAUUAGCUGAAUGGAUUAGUGAACGAAUUGUAAUGGAGUAGCACACUGCUGUAAGUGCAUUUUAGCAGCUCAUUGGCCAAGUGUAAUGCGAAAUGGGACAUGCAAAUCCAGUGGUUGGUCUACCCAGGAAGCCCGAUUCCUGGAGAUGGGAAACCUCUAACUCAGAGUACGGAAAAUUCUACGUAACUUUUCACAAAGCGGUCGAAAAUGUCCACGAGCUUCCCAAGGAAAUCUGCACUAAGAAGUGUGAGGCCUUAAGGAAGGAGCUUCAAGAAGCUAGAGCUCAGCUGGAAAAGCUACAGAUCUCAUGUGAUCACAGCCUUGCUAUUCCUGUUGCUUGUCAAACAUCACCUACACCAUUAAAACUAGAAGAUUGCUGCGACAGCGUUACCAACCCUGUUCCACUGAGUAAGAAAGUGGUUGUGACCCAGCCAAGCCACGAGCUGAAAACUCAUGGCCCUCAACCGCAGUUGGAACACACAAAAGGACACUCCCAUCAAGCGAAAUGUGUGAAACAAAAGCUAGCCUUACGGCCAUUAGCAUUUCCUCGCAAAGUUGGCCGAAAUUACCAGGCAGAGUAUCAUGACGAGAACAAUGAAGAUAUGGAAGAUUGCAAAGCCCCUACAACUCGAAAUAAAUUGGGCUGUGAAUUGAUUUGCAAAGAAUCAGGAAUGGAAAGUCGCUCAUCAAGCCGCGGUUCUUCGAAAGACCGUGUGCUGGAUACUGCUGGGAAGCGGAAGAUAGUGCUGAAGCAAGGAGGUCUUCCAAAGAAGCAAAAGGGAGUCGCGAUCAAAUCCACGGGCUCAGAUUUAAAACAAACUGCCGCGGGCGGAGGGAAAAUACCUCUAACUCAACGAUACAACUUCUACCGGAAUUAUGGUUAUGCGGGACAAGGUGCUAAAACAAGUAAAGGGUGGCACUCAAUGAAAACCCCAUGGAUGAAAAGAGAAUAUUAGAAUCUCAACUACCAGACUAAGCAAUAUGUGUCGUUCACUGAUAGAUUUUAGACUCGCUGUACAUUGAAAAUUCCCAAAUGAAAAUUAUGAUAGGUAGGAUAUUUAAAGCCAGAAUACAGACAACAGGUAGUGAUUACAUAGAAAUAGACAUUGGAUAGUCAGUAGUUUGCAUAUACGUCUACACUACCACACCGAAGUUAUCACCUAGGUAUCAAUCGCGCGCUCUUGUUCGACAGAGAGUUUAUGUGCAGUGCCCAACCUUCAAUGUUUGAACGUACAGUUUAAAAAUGCGGGUUGAGUGCUCAUUGAUUUGACGUGUUUUUCAAUGCGUCGUUUCUUUCCAGAUAUGGAAAUAUGCAUAUAUUUUAAUGUUGCCAUAAGAGAAAAAAAUAAUAAUAAUAAUAAUAAUAAUAAUAAUAGUAACACCUAUGUUAACUUCACAUACAACUAACAACCAGGAAGUUUAAUCCAAACAAUUGAGUCGGAGAAAGGCAGAGAUAGUUGUAUAUCACUGUUUGGAUUAUAGGAAAAGUGUUCCUUGGCAUACCAAGGAGCAAUAAGGAGAAAUGCCAUUUUAAAGACUUAACUGAGGAUGCUGUAACAUCACUUCCCUAGGUCUAAAAGCCUUUUUCUUUUCA